This is a messenger RNA of Malania oleifera, 1588 nucleotides long. RefSeq names its product rRNA-processing protein EFG1. The record is from RefSeq and is a predicted model, not a curated record. Gene Ontology annotation, cellular component: preribosome, small subunit precursor; nucleolus. The coding region runs from base 258 to 1250 and encodes 330 amino acids. The transcript is spliced from 8 exons. Gene Ontology annotation, biological process: maturation of SSU-rRNA from tricistronic rRNA transcript (SSU-rRNA, 5.8S rRNA, LSU-rRNA). NCBI's taxonomy places the organism in Eukaryota, Viridiplantae, Streptophyta, Magnoliopsida, Santalales, Ximeniaceae.
ACUUUUAGUGCGUGUAAAAUGCCAAUACCACAAAACUAACGGAGGUUUUCGCAAAAGGUUGAUCUCAUAUCGUCGGAUCAUGGUAAGUCCGGCAGUACUCGAUCGGGAGAAAGGGGAAAAGCGCAGGGCGAGCCCGUCACUGUCAUGCGAACCCUACAGCUGUUGGAGCUGCGGAAGAACUCAUUCUUUCUAGGACACAACCACAACAGAGUGAACUGACCUCUCGUCCUUCUCCCUCUCUUUCUCUCUCGCCAGCAAUGGCGCACGGCAAGCGCAGGGUUGCGGAACGCCGACCCCGAUCCAAAGGUUUGGGCGUCGCUAAAAAGCCCAAAUCCGUCUCUCUCAAGAACCAAAUUCGCUCCGCCGAACGUAUGCUUCGUAGGAAUCUUCCUCCUGAAGUCAGAGAUGCUCAGCAAAAGAGGUUAGAAGAACUCAAGAAACAGCAGGAGAUUCAUACUCGUCUGGCUGUGGAGCGUAAAAUAUUUUUACGUGACAGAAAGAUAAAGUUUUUUGAGAGAAGGAAGAUCGAAAGAAGAAUAAGACGAUUGGAGAAACAACAACGUGCCUCAUCUGGGCAGGCCCACGAAGCAGAAAUUUCUGAGCAGCUUUCCAAAUUGAAAGAAGAUCUUGAAUAUGUUAGGUUCUUCCCCAAGACUGAGAAAUAUGUGUCUUUAUUUAUUGGAGGUGAUGAUUUGGAUAUGGUAGAAAGGAGAAAUAGAUUGCGCAAGCAGAUUAAAGCUAAUUUAAUUGCUGCUGCAGCUAGUGGGAAAGAUUUAGAAGAGACAGGAUCUGAGGAUGAUGGGCUUUUAGAUCUGAGUGAGGAUGAUUUCUUCUUGAGUGGAAGCUCAAGUGAUGAAGCAGAUGCAGAUGAUGAAUGGACAGAUAAGAGUGCAAGGGAACCAGCUUCUAGUGCUUCUGGCAAAGCAGCAUCUGGAAUGUCCAGUGAUGAAAGAAAUCAGACACAGGUUUCAGCUCGAGCUCUAAUGCCACCUCCUCGACCAUCGACCAGUUCAUUUCCAAGUUCAAAUCAUGUUCAAUCAAGGUUUGGAUCAUCAAGCAAGAAAUCAUCCAUAAGGAGGGUUGAAAUAUCUACAUCCAGCAACGCAUCAAGUGGCCGAAGUGGAUCUUCCUUUAAGGACAGAGGAUCCUCAAUUUCACGAGGUGGUCAUAGUAGCAAUGUGAGUUCCAAUUCUGAUGCUCAUAAGCCCAGAAGAAAAAGGAGGCCAAAGAAGAAAAAACAACAGGCAUAAAGUUGAUGAACUCAUGAGUUUGAUGCAACCUGUGUGUAACCAAUUAAAUCAGUCAGUUCUUCAUAGGAUGUUUAUGCUAAAUUCUUACAGCCUGGUGUCAGCCAUCUACUCGUUUCAUGUUCUUUUUCCAUGAAAAGGAGUAGGGAGUCUAAAUCCUACUGCAUCUCUGUGAUGAUCAAUUGGACUCGAUGGGCAUUCCACUGGAGCUGUUCUAGUUGAGAAUUUGUUUUCAUUUCCCAGUACUUGUAUAACAAAGUAUUAGUGUAUUGUUAUGGUGUGGACUUGGCAUUGAUAAUUAUCCGAGAAUCUAUAAUUACUGAGGAAAGCUUUUCUGUUCA